Messenger RNA from Symbiodinium natans, 570 nucleotides. Lineage: Eukaryota; Dinophyceae; Suessiales; Symbiodiniaceae. The record is from the annotation of a GenBank genome assembly.
AUGUCCCUGGAGCGCCCAUCCAGGCCAUGCUGUGCGUCUGGAGCGUUUCUGGGCGAAAUCUGGCUGCAGCGCCGGCGGGCGAGAUACACGGUGCUCCAGUUGAAACGCCGCCUGCGAAGCCAGCAUGGCAUCCCAGUCUGCCUUCAACAGCUCCUACAGGUUGGUCGAUGCUUGGGGGAUUCUGAGCCUCUAGUCGGGCCCGUCGACCUGCAGCUGGUGCUGUUCUCCGCCCUCAGCCCGAAGCAGAUGUCUGAGGCGGAGAAGGAGUUUCUUGAGUUUGCUGUCGACGUGGAAAUGGGCCGUACUCUGCUGGCAUCUGGUGUUGACAAGGAUGCCGACAAGAACUUGCGGAACAUUUCCGGCGUGACCGCUCUCGUGCGCGCAUCUGUCAAGUGCCACAUCGAGAUUGUGUGUUUGCUGCUGGAAGCUGGUGCCGACAGGAACUUGCAAGACAGGUCCGGCGAAACUGCUCUUACGCACGCAUCUUCCACGGGCCAUGUCGAGAUUGUACUGGGAGCCAAACGGGCAAAACUUAACCUCCAAGCCCGAAGCGGGCUAUUGCAGGAUUGA